Miscanthus lutarioriparius is the source of this 3162-nucleotide messenger RNA. NCBI's taxonomy places the organism in Eukaryota, Viridiplantae, Streptophyta, Magnoliopsida, Poales, Poaceae. The record is from the annotation of a GenBank genome assembly.
AUGCUCUGCUUCAUGGGGAGCUCCAACUCUCACUCCUCCGGUCCUGAUCCCAAUCCCACCUUCAUGCCUAGACCACCACCACCACCUCCUCCUGCGCCUGCGAGCACCAGCACUGCCACCCUCUUGCCCCCUCCCCCUGUCCCCAACCCUUCCUCACUUCCAUCCCCUCCAAAGUACAAGUUCGUCACUGGUUCGCCUGCCGAUUGGUACGCCCAUGAACCUAGUAUUAUGAAGUACGUCAAGAUUGCUGCUAUGCUGCCCACUAAAACCAUUAGGGAUGUUGCACUAAGAUGCGUCUGGACUCCUGGCAAAGAAAGUAGUAGGAGGAAACCUGAUGGAUAUCCUGCAGGGACAAACAUGACAUACUCGAAGAAUAAAAUGGCUGCAUCUACCUCGGUAACUAAUAUUCCGAUGCUGCCUCCAAACAAUGUGUUCCCAUUUUCAAUAUCACUGCAUCAUCCAAGUCAAAAUAGCUUGGUCCCCAUGGAAGUCCCUGUUUUAGAUAGUGCAACUCAGCUUCUGGAGGAAAAUAAUCAGCUACUCAGCCAGAUUGCUGCAAAUAUCAGGACCCUUAAGACGGAGGAGAACGUGGACCUAUUCCUGCGCACAAAUAACAAUAUAAGAGCAAUUUCAGAAAGAAUGAGGGAGACACUAGGUAUCAUGGAUCAGAUGCCUUCCUUGCCCGUACAUGUAAAUGAAGAGCACCUAAGUUCACUUGUUCAUUUGUACAGAGGGGUGUGCAAGCGCCCCAUCUCCAUCGCCCCCAUCUACGCCGCAAACGCUCCCAUCAGGCUGCCCCUCCCCGAGUUCAUGCUUGGCCUCGCCAACAAGCUCAUGUCCUGGCUGCUCCUGCUCCUCUCCCUCCUCUUCGCCAUCUGCGUCUGGGAGUUCAUCAUGCCGCUCACCACCCUCUGGGUCUGGCGCCUCGCCCUCUCCAGGACCUCCGCACAAGUGCGCCGCCUCCUCUCCCUCCGCACCUCCGCCUUCUUCAGGCCCUACGCCAUGAGGUUUAUGCCCUCGACGGACACUGUCCUUGCCUGCGUCUCCAUCAGAAGAGCCUUCCUCAGAGAGCUCCCCAACCUUAGGCAGCUCAACGCCCCUGCCAGAGUCGCUGCUGAUGCCCUUGCUCCCCUUGCGCUCUGGGUGGCGCGCCUCGAAGCUCACCUGCAGCACCGCUUUGGAGGCUUGGAUACUUUGCAGGUCCUUGCGCUACACACCGUCGAAGCAGCCCUGAUGGUGGUAAUAGGUGAUGUGGCAUUUGCUUUUCUGCUUGGGUUUCUCCCCUUCUCACUGGGAAGGAUACUAUUAUGCUGCAUGUCGUGUUUCACCUCUGGCACUCUGGAUAUAACACACUCCUCCACUUCAACAACAUCAGUGCUUUUAGUUGGAUAUGGGCUUAUCCUUGUGGCGGCUCUGCUCUCUACUGCCUUGCAUACUUUCCAGCAAUACUCUAGGGACGAGCAACUUACCAUCACAGUUUAUUUCGAUGCCUUAACCGACUUGGUGUGCUGGCUAUUUAGCCCUCUUAAGAUGCUGCCUAGCAUACAUGUAAUGCUCGGUAGGACAGGCACUUUCUUGCAGCACUUCUUCAGGGGGAUCAUAAGUUUAGCAAAUAUUUCUCUUAAUCUCACAGUGAUUCUUGUAAUAUGGCCUUUGCUCUUUGGCUGGUCGCUUGAUAUCUACACUUCAAAAUUGUUUGGUGUGGAAAUACCCCAGAAGCUCCAACUUCUAUUUGCUUCAUCAUUUGCUUCUACUGCUCUUCACUGGCUUAUUGGAUGUAUCUGUUUGCUGCUGCACUCAUUACUUCCCAGUCUUCUUCGCCCGGCAUUGAGGCUAGGUACCCCUUUUGUCCACACUACUGGAGGCAAAAUCAAGAUUGGGGAACCAUUCUGCAAGUUCUUUUUCAAGAUUGUUCCCGGUCUUUUUCUCAGCCUUAUCUAUGUUGCGAUGGUCAUUCUUGUCCCUGUUGAAAUUGCUUUCCGUUUGGUACCUACCAUGUUCCCGCUAGACAUCACCUACUUUGAUCCUCCAACGGGCACGGUACUUUGGCAACCAACACGAAACUAUGCAGAGUUACUAUCUGGUUUUCUUCUUCUGAAGUUUCUAAUCUGCAAUGCACUCGAAUACCUUGAGCCUAUUCUGCUUGUGAAGAAGGUACUGCGGUAUUGGUUUGCCAGUACCGGACAGGCUCUUGGUUUGUCUGAUUUAUUGACUGCCCAACCUGAUGGUGCUGGUGAAUCUGAAGCUGGGAAUAGUGUCACACCAAAAGAUCAGUAUGGUAGGCCUGCUGAGGCUAAGGAUAAAAGGAGAUCUCUUGCUGUUCGAUUGGCACUACUCGUGGUGCCAGCGUGGCUUACUGUUGUCAUGUUCAUUGCUGCUCUACUUGUUGCUCCAGUCUCAGCUGGACGUGCAUUGUUGUUUGCCAUCCCUCAAUUGCCAGUAGCAGGUGCUUUGAAGUCCAAUGAUAUUUUUGCUUUUGCUGUCGGAUUCUGCGUCUUGUCGACAAUUAUUGCUGCCUCUAGAGAUGUCUUUGCUUAUGUGACCUCUGGGAGAACACGCCUUCUGUCGUCUAUAAUCUGCAGUCGGGGUAUAACUGCUUUGAAGAGUUCUCCGCUUUUGUUCCUAUGGGUUGUCGUCAUUCCCUUUCUAAUCGGAUUGCUGGUUGAUUGUCUACUGAUAUUACCCUUUGUGGUGCCCGCUGAUGAAGUUCCAGUUUUCGAUUUCUUCUGCACUUGGUUCUUGGGGUCGCAAUUGCUGAAAUUCUGGACUAAGUUGGUUGGUUGGACAAGGGUCGCACCUUUCCUGGCCUGUUUCAUCGACGAAAGGUGGGAUCGGAAGCUAACUCAGGCAAGGGAGGAUGGGUUUUCAGGGCUCAGGGCAUUGUGGGUCUUGCGAGAUGUUUUGAUGCCAAUCACUGUCAAGCUACUGUCUGCUCUCUGUGUUCCUUACGUGCUUGCAAAAGGCGUGGCACCAAGAUUCGGCUACUCCGCUGACGUGAACUCUGUAGUGCUUCGUUUUGCAUGGCUUGGAAGCCUUGCCAUGUGUGCGCUCUGUUAUCUAGCUAAGGUACUCUCCAGGUUUGUUGUCAGACUCCAUGAUUCUAUCAGGGAUGAGCGCUAUCUCAUCGGGCAGAGGUUGCAGAACUACGUGGACAAUAUGUAG